CAGGCGAGGAGGUAUUACCCCUUUUCCGCCUUAACUCUGAAAGCGUAGGGAGGAAAAAGUGUCAGGAGAAACUCGGAAGCGUUCUGCCUAGAGCUCUUAAGUGUUCAGCGUUUGCGUGGGGGCAAGGUCUUUAUCGCUGACUCCUUGGGACCCCAUUCACUCCCAGCCCCGCUUUGUAGGUGGGGAAUGAAAGCCCGGAAUGGGGAGAAGUCUGCUGGGAAGUUAGGGGCUUUGCCCUCAGUGUAACCUACUACUCUCCGCUGAAGGUCCCAAUAGCCAGAGUUGCUUUUUAAGAUGUGAAUAAAAAUUGAACCUCUUCACAGUAAUUUUAAGGAACUCCAUUUCAUGUCUAGAGAUGAUCCUCAAGUUUCUGUCAACCAUCAGAUCCAGAGCUUCCGGAAGUCAGAAGCCAUAUUGGGAAGCAGAACACCUGGGUUCUACUCCUGAUGCUGUCCCUUGUGACUGGAGUGAACAUGUAUUUUUGUAAUAAAAGAAAAAAAUAUGAACGGCGUUAUUUUUACGAGGGCCCCUUGAAUUCUGAAAUUAAAGGAUCGUUGACAUCUAAAGCUGGGAAACACUUUGAUGCAGAUUCUGAAAUCGGGCCCCAUAAGUGCCAGACCCGUAAUGUACACGCGGAAGCAGGCUGAAUGCCACAGCUGCGAGAUCCACCAGCCAGACCCACAGAAGCCCAGCUUGGCACGAAACCCUUCUUGACCCCGUUUUGCCACAGACUUCCCUGGGAAGGCCAGCUUGAGCCUCUCUACGGGGGUAGCCAGUGGGAUUGGAGCCAUGGGCGAGGUGACGGCGGAGCAGGUGGAGAAGUUCCUGGACUCGAAUAUCAUGUUUGCCAAACAGUGCUACAACCACCGCUACCGGGCCAAGGUCAUCUCAGAGCUGCUGGGGGCCAAGGAGGCAGCCGUGGACUUCAGCAACUACCACUCGCUGAGCAGUGUGGAGGAGAGUGAAGUCAUCUUCGACCUCCUGCGGGACUUCCAGGAGAAUUUGCAGGCGGAGAGAUGCAUCUUCAACGUCAUGAAGAAGCUGAGCUUCCUUCUGCGGGCAGACCGCAUGAGCCUGUUCAUGUACAGGGUCCGAAAUGGCAUCGCAGAGCUAGCCACCCGGCUCUUCAACGUCCACAAGGAUGCUGUUCUUGAGGAAUGCCUGGUGGUGCCCGACUCCGAGAUUGUGUUCCCCCUGGACAUGGGCGUCGUGGGUCACGUCGCACACUCUAAAAAGAUCGCCAAUGUCCUCAACACAGAAGAGGAUGAGCAUUUCUGUGACUUCGUGGACACCCUCACAGAGUACCAGACCAAGAACAUCUUGGCUUCCCCCAUAAUGAAUGGGAAGGAUGUGGUGGCCAUAAUCAUGGCUGUGAACAAAGUGGACGGGCCCCACUUCACCAAGACAGAUGAAGAGAUUCUUCUCAAGUACCUCAAUUUUGCAAAUCUAAUCAUGAAGGUAUACCACCUGAGUUAUCUGCACAACUGUGAGACUCGGCGUGGCCAGAUACUGCUGUGGUCUGGGAGCAAAGUCUUUGAAGAGCUUACGGACAUCGAGAGGCAGUUCCACAAAGCCCUGUACACUGUCCGAGCCUUCCUCAACUGUGACAGAUAUUCUGUGGGGCUCUUAGACAUGACCAAGCAGAAGGAAUUUUUUGAUAUCUGGCCAGUCCUGAUGGGGGAGGCUCCACCCUAUUCUGGUCCCAGGACUCCGGAUGGAAGGGAAAUCAACUUUUACAAGGUCAUUGACUACAUCCUACAUGGCAAAGAAGACAUCAAAGUAAUCCCGAAUCCACCUCCUGAUCAUUGGGCUUUAGUAAGUGGUCUGCCCACUUAUGUUGCCCAGAAUGGCCUGAUUUGCAACAUCAUGAAUGCGCCUGCCGAGGACUUUUUUGCAUUCCAGAAAGAGCCUCUGGAUGAGUCCGGAUGGAUGAUUAAGAACGUCCUUUCUAUGCCAAUUGUGAACAAGAAGGAAGAAAUUGUUGGGGUGGCCACGUUUUACAACCGCAAAGAUGGGAAGCCCUUUGAUGAGAUGGACGAGACCCUCAUGGAAUCUUUGGCUCAAUUCCUGGGCUGGUCCGUCUUAAACCCUGACACCUAUGAGUCAAUGAACAGACUUGAAAACAGGAAGGAUAUUUUCCAGGACAUGGUAAAAUACCAUGUGAAGUGUGACAACGAAGAAAUCCAGAAAAUCCUGAAAACCAGAGAGGUGUACGGAAAGGAGCCGUGGGAAUGCGAGGAAGAGGAACUCGCUGAGAUCCUGCAAGGAGAGCUGCCAGACGCAGAGAAAUAUGAAAUCAAUAAGUUCCACUUUAGUGAUCUGCCCCUCACGGAACUGGAGCUGGUGAAGUGUGGGAUACAGAUGUACUAUGAGCUCAAAGUGGUGGAUAAAUUUCACAUUCCUCAGGAGGCGCUGGUGCGGUUCAUGUACUCUCUGAGCAAGGGCUACCGCAGGAUCACCUACCACAACUGGCGGCACGGCUUCAACGUGGGGCAGACCAUGUUCUCCCUGCUGGUGACUGGAAAGCUGAAGCGAUACUUCACGGACCUAGAGGCCUUGGCCAUGGUCACCGCUGCCUUCUGCCAUGACAUUGACCACAGAGGCACCAACAACCUUUACCAGAUGAAAUCCCAAAACCCACUGGCCAAGCUCCAUGGGUCCUCCAUCUUGGAAAGACACCACCUGGAGUUCGGCAAGACAUUGCUAAGAGAUGAGAGCCUGAAUAUCUUUCAAAACCUCAAUCGCAGACAGCACGAGCACGCAAUCCACAUGAUGGACAUAGCCAUCAUUGCCACAGACCUCGCCCUGUAUUUCAAGAAGAGGACAAUGUUCCAAAAGAUCGUGGAUCAGUCUAAGACAUAUGAAACCCAACAGGAGUGGACGCAGUACAUGAUGCUGGAGCAGACACGGAAGGAAAUUGUUAUGGCCAUGAUGAUGACCGCCUGUGAUCUCUCAGCCAUCACCAAGCCCUGGGAGGUGCAGAGUAAGGUAGCCCUGCUGGUUGCUGCCGAAUUCUGGGAACAAGGUGACCUGGAGCGCACGGUGCUGCAACAGAACCCCAUUCCCAUGAUGGACAGAAACAAGGCGGAUGAACUCCCCAAGCUUCAGGUCGGCUUCAUUGACUUUGUUUGCACCUUUGUCUACAAGGAAGGAGGCAUCCUGUUUUCCCACCUCCCCGGAGUUUCUGGGGAUCAAAGGAGAUAAAGCACUUCACAAGCUGUAACAUGCUGUGCUCAGAGGCGUUAUGUUUGUUCCUGAAGUUAAGUGGUUUAAGAAUCCCCUUCACAAAUCCCAGUUUCUCUCAGCAAGGGUUUCGUGGUGUCUUUAUGGCCCAGACCCUGUACUGGGGCAGGGCCACCCCAGUAAACAAGGCACCUGCUGUCCCUGCCCUCUCCAAGGCCACAGCCUCUGGGGGACACAGGCAAAGGGAGUCGUUACAAUGAAGUGAGACGUGGGAGAGGCUUUGGGAGCUUCCAGUAGAGGACUCUACUUACCCAGAGGGCUCAAAAUGGUGAAGGGGAGAGGGCCGCAGCUCUGGAGGGGUUCAGAACGGUGUGAAGAAGUGUGCACUUCGUCCUGAAGGACAGGGGCGGCCACAGGAGGGUUUGUAAGCGGGAGAAGCAUGGGCAGGCUCGCAAACCUCUGGGCGCCGGGAAGCCCUCGGCCCCAGGCUGCUGGUUCCCGCGGUGGGCGUUCUCAGCCGUGCCUCUCCCUGGCACUGGGCCCUGGGGCGUGGUCCCUGCACCGGAGGGGUGCAGGAAUUCUUUCUUCCAGGAAUUCUCCCGUUUCCACGAGGAGAUCACUCCCAUGCUCGAUGGAAUCAACCACAACCGCAAGGAGUGGAAGGCUCUCGCCGACGAGUACGAUGCCAAGAUGCAGGCCCUGGAGGAGGAGAAGCAAAAGCAGCAGGCAGCCA
This is a messenger RNA of Ailuropoda melanoleuca (giant panda), 3916 nucleotides long. It is a transcript of the gene PDE6A, whose product is annotated as phosphodiesterase 6A. Bases 790 to 3204 code for a protein of 804 amino acids. Gene Ontology annotation, molecular function: protein binding; 3',5'-cyclic-nucleotide phosphodiesterase activity. The transcript is spliced from 24 exons. The record is from RefSeq and is a predicted model, not a curated record. Gene Ontology annotation, biological process: signal transduction. Lineage: Eukaryota; Metazoa; Chordata; Mammalia; Carnivora; Ursidae.